Molecule: messenger RNA, 1254 nt
Organism: Rhizoctonia solani
Lineage: Eukaryota; Fungi; Basidiomycota; Agaricomycetes; Cantharellales; Ceratobasidiaceae
Product: ubiquitin carboxyl-terminal hydrolase
Exons: 2
Coding region: 1-1254 (417 amino acids)
Biological process (GO): protein deubiquitination
Cellular component (GO): cytosol; nucleus
Molecular function (GO): cysteine-type deubiquitinase activity; cysteine-type endopeptidase activity
Source: RefSeq, a predicted model, not a curated record
AUGCGUCAAGGCCGACAAGAGGAUGCCCACGAAUUCCUUCGAUAUUCGGUAGACGCUCUACAACGUUCUGCUCUUGCCGACUAUAGCUCCACCUCUCCGAAACACCCGAAUCCCAACAAAAUUCCUCAUGCCCUCGCGGAGACCUCUUGGGUACAUGCCAUCUUUGGCGGACGGCUCCGCUCGAGAGUCUCUUGUCGAACCUGUCACUAUUGUUCCGAUACUUUCGAUUCACUGCUCGAUCUUUCAGUCGAAAUCAACCGCUCUCAGUCCCUUUUACAGGCUCUAGGCCAGUUUGUGAAACCAGAAAUUUUGAGUGGGGAAGACGCGUACCGAUGCGAAAAGUGCAAAAAACCUGUCACUGCGGAGAAGUUCAUGACAAAGGGCAAAAAGUACGUUUUGAAUGGCGUAAUCAAUCAUUUGGGAUCAGGUCCAAACUCUGGCCAUUAUACCGCACACGUCAGAGGAGCAGACGGUCGCUGGACGUCUAUGGACGACGAACUUGUCUCAUCAUGUUCCGGCCCACCUCUGAACCACAAGAAUGCCUAUGUGUUAUUUUAUAUACAAUCAGACAAGGCGCAUCCCAUAGCAACCAAUGACGACGAUGACGUCUCCAAAGGUCUUGGUGGUCAAAAGAGGUCUCGCGACGACAUGGAAUCCGGGGGCUCACGGCCAGCCUUCAAACCCAAUGGGAUCCAGGUCAAGACACAAACUUGGGAUCCAUUCCCUCCUACCAAGAAAUCCCGAAUUGAGGAUAAUAGCAAGGCGAAACAAGGGCUUGCUGGACCAUCACGGCCAGUCCCCGUCGGCGUAGCAUCCACUUUCGGGUCAUCUCUUGUCAGUUAUAGGGACUCUGACGAUAUUGAGGACGAGGGUGAGGUGGUCGAGCCGAACUCAACCAAUCAGCCUGCUUCUCAUGUGACUCUACCUGGUAAAUCAACCCCGAACCGACGCUCCGAUAAACUCAAUUCCACAUUGUCAGCGUCCAAUAAACCAACCACACAGUCCAAACCCAAUUCUCCCUCUACUUCCAAGGCACCUAACCCGUUCUCUCCAACGAAAGCCACCAGUUUUUAUGGCAGUUCACAGAAGAAAAGCAAGCGCUUGGGAACUGAUCCAUACUUGGAAUUUCCUCGGACAAUACAUGCCAAGCGGGACUCGAGCACCAGCGAUAUCCAGAAGCAGAUGGGGUUCACCCAAUUCGGCCAGAAACCGCCGCGCAUGAAAGAACGGAUGAAAGGGAAGAAAAGUUUCUAG